Molecule: messenger RNA, 1056 nt
Organism: Humulus lupulus (European hop)
Lineage: Eukaryota; Viridiplantae; Streptophyta; Magnoliopsida; Rosales; Cannabaceae
Exons: 9
Coding region: 58-777 (239 amino acids)
Cellular component (GO): chloroplast stroma
Source: RefSeq, a predicted model, not a curated record
UAACGAAAGAUAAAAACGCCGAGCAGAGAGUGAUGAUAGCUUCAACUCACUCAAGCCAUGGCCGCUCUCUCAAUUGGCCUCGCCACUACUAUCCCAUUCCUCCGUACACCUCCCAAGCUUACUCGCUUCAGACCCGCCAGAAUUUCCUGCAUUGGAUGGGACCCAGAGGGCAUAUUAGGGCCGCCGAAAACGGGCCACCUCGCUCGGCAGGAGUUCAAGAGACGGCUCGAGAAGGACUCCGAUGCUCGGGAAGCUUUCGAACGCCAAGUCCUCGAAGAGAAAGCUCGCCGUGAAGCUCUCCGUCAAUCUCGUGUGGCCCCUGAUUCUCCCUCUGAGCUGAUUGAGUACUUUCUUGAUACCGAAGCACAAGAUAUCGAGUUCGAGAUCGCAAGAUUGAGGCCAAGAUUGACUAAGGAGUUUUUUGCACAUGUACAACUAGAGUUGGGUCAGCUUCGGUUUGCAGUUCCUAAAACUGAGGCUAUGGAAGAUAGAUUGAUCGAGCUGGAAGCAUUGCAGAAAGCUCUGCAGGAAGGGACAGAGGCAUAUGAUAAAAUGCAAACUGACAUUGUAAAAGCUAAGGAAAAUCUAACAAAAAUUUUGACAUCAAGGGAUGUAAAAGCAACUUUACUGGAGAUGGUCGAGCAGAAUGCACUUAAUAGAUCCUUAUUGACCCUUCUUGAUGAGAACAUAGCAAAUGCACACAGCGGCAACCAGAAACAAGCAGCAGAGUUCAUGGAAAAGGUUAGGGGAGCCGUUCUUAAGUAUAUGACAGUUUAGUUCUCAGGUCAUCAGUACAGAAAAGAGAAACGUAAAUGGUAACUAUGAAAAGCAGAGUAAAAUUGAUGAACAAGAAUCAUUCAUUUCUAUAUCAUAUUGGCGGUGUCAUCAUUAAUAAUUUAAACCAAUGUAUUGCUGAUCUAUGUAAAAGUAUAUGUUUUUUUGAGUGGACACUAGCAUAAAAUAAAAUUAUUAUUGUUAUGUUCUUGGACAUUUUUUUGAGGGAAUUUUGUUCUUAGAGAUACUAAAAGUAAAGUAUAAACAUUAUUUUAAGUGAUC